AUGGACCCUGUCCCAGAGAUGAAGAGGAAUAGGUUCCCCAGCAUGAACUUUGAAGCAGAGAUUCUGACAGCUCCACACGAUAACUCAGAGCUAUAUGUGAUCCCUUCCAUGAGAAGUCUCACAGCUGAGGAGUAUGUAGAGGCCUUCAAGUCAUUUUUGGAUCAUUCAACAGAGCACCAAUGCAUGGAUGAGUUCAACAAGAAAGAAUUGCCCAACAUCAUGGCUGGUCUCGGCAAUGGAAAAUCAACUAUAAAUGUUCUGGGCGUUGGAAGUGGCACAGGUGAGCAGGAUUUGAAAAUGAUCAGGAUACUGCAGGAUGCACACCCAGGUGUCCUUAUUGACAACGAAAUUGUAGAGCCCAACCCACAACAUGUGGCAGCUUACAAAGAGUUAGUGCAUCAAGCUCCAGACCUGAAAAAUGUCUCUUUUAGUUGGCACCAGCUCACUUCCUCAGAGUAUGAACAACAGGUGAAAGAGAAAGGCACACAUAAGAAAUUUGACUUCAUCCAUAUGAUCCAGAUGCUGUACCGUGUGGAGGAUAUUCCCAGUACUAUCAAGUUUUUCCACAGCUGCCUUGACCAUCAUGGUAAACUCCUGAUCAUAAUUUUAUCAGACAGUAGUGGAUGGGCCAGCUUAUGGCAGAAGUACAGACACUGUUUGCCUUCCACAGACAGUGGCCACUACAUCACCUCCAGUGGCAUCACAGAUAUUUUGAAGAGACUUGGUAUUGAAUACCGCAUUUAUGAGUUCCCGUCAGGCUGGGAUAUCACCGAGUGCUUUAUUGAUGGGGACCUGGUUGGAGGCUGCAUGAUGGAUUUCCUGACGGGGACAAAAAACUUCCUGGGUACGGCCCCCCCAGGUCUGCGGCGGCAGCUGCAGGAGGCUCUCUGCCAGCCAGAGUGCAGCAGCAAAAAGGAUGGGAGGAUCAUCUUCAGCAAUAACCUGAGUAUGAUUGUGGUUGAUUCCUAG
Melopsittacus undulatus (budgerigar) is the source of this 969-nucleotide messenger RNA. RefSeq names its product carnosine N-methyltransferase 2. The transcript is spliced from 8 exons. Gene Ontology annotation, molecular function: N-methyltransferase activity. The record is from RefSeq and is a predicted model, not a curated record. Bases 1 to 969 code for a protein of 322 amino acids. Lineage: Eukaryota; Metazoa; Chordata; Aves; Psittaciformes; Psittaculidae.